Molecule: messenger RNA, 1414 nt
Organism: Strongylocentrotus purpuratus (purple sea urchin)
Lineage: Eukaryota; Metazoa; Echinodermata; Echinoidea; Camarodonta; Strongylocentrotidae
Gene: nsmce2
Product: E3 SUMO-protein ligase NSE2
Exons: 6
Coding region: 202-933 (243 amino acids)
Biological process (GO): double-strand break repair via homologous recombination; protein sumoylation
Cellular component (GO): Smc5-Smc6 complex; nucleus
Molecular function (GO): zinc ion binding; SUMO ligase activity
Source: RefSeq, a predicted model, not a curated record
AUUAUUCAAUAAGUACAAUUUCAGUUUACGUUUGAAGACAGAUAUACUGACAGAAUGGCUAAUGCUUGAGUCAAGAGUGUUCCAAAACCUUGGUCCAGUGCAAACUAAAGUGUUGAGAUCGAUAAACUUUGUCCUUGCAUGGGGAUAGAGUAUACAGAAACGUAUUUCUACUGAUUGAAGCAUCAACUCAUCAGCAUCGCCAUGGCAACUCAAGUUGUUGAUGUAGCAGUGCAGAGCCUUGGGAAGAUGAAGGGUAACAUCGCUAGCGGAAUGGAUGACAUCCUGAGUGUAGUGGGGAAUUUAGCCGAGGGUGAAGAGUCGUUUGAUGGUGAGAAUCUGGAUGCCCUGGAGGAGAUGCUGUUAGAUUACACUUCAAUGGAGCGCACUUUGAAACAGUUCACUGCAGCAGUGUCAGAGGUCAAAGCCCAGCUCAGAGAUUCGGAUGUGAGUGUGGAAGAAUGUAAGGCACUUCUUGAAGCGGCGCACCAAGACAAGAAGAAGGAUAACUAUGACAAAGAUCUGCAGAGUCAUAGCAAGGUCCUGGAGUUCAGGAACAAACUGCAGGAGCUCAGAGAAGCUCAAGAAGAGGAAGAAGAAGAGGAUGAGGCAGGACCGUCUUCUAACGCUGACCAGUCACUCGGAGAGGAGGAGCUAGUGAUGACACAGACCGAGGUAGGAACCAAAUGUCCGUUCACCCAGCAGGAGAUGACGAACCCUGUCAGGAACACCAUCUGUGGACAUCACUAUGAAAAGCGAGGCAUUGAUGAACUGUUGUCCAAGAGAAAGCGGUUCAGAUGCCCUCUGCCAGGCUGCAACAAUAAGUCCUUCAUUGUCCAUGAACACCUGCAGCCUGAUCAGCACUUCAAGAAACUUUUGGAGAAGCAGAGGAGAGCUAACAAACGCAAGCAGGCAGAUAGUAUGUAUGUAGACUGAGUCAACAAGUAAAACUACCAGUGAAGAGAUGCCAAACUUUACCUUACUUAUGUACCAACAAGGCAUUUAUCAUCCAUUAUUAUCUGGAUUUUGAUCAGGCCUUCAAGAAACUUUUUUGAGAAGCGGAGGAGAGCUGACAAACGCAAACAGGCAGAUAGUAUGUAGAGUAGACUGAGUCAACAAGUAAAAUUAUCAGUGCCACAUAUACGCUGAUGAGAUGGCAAACUUUACCUUACUUUAGUACCCACAAGGCAUUUAUCAUUCAUGAUUAUCUGGAUUGUGAUCAGGCCUUCAAGGAACUUUUGGAGAAGCAGAGGAGAGCGAACAACGUAAGCAGGCAGUUGGAUGUAACCUGAGUGAAUGAGUAAACUUUCCAGUACUAAAGAUGAGCUAAAGAGAUACAACUCUGCAGUUGACAUUUGAUGGAGAAAGAGGAGAGAAAUGGUAAUUGAUGUUUGUGUUUAGUCAUGAGAAAUGCUAG